Molecule: messenger RNA, 3700 nt
Organism: Diabrotica balteata
Lineage: Eukaryota; Metazoa; Arthropoda; Insecta; Coleoptera; Chrysomelidae
Source: the annotation of a GenBank genome assembly
AGUCAAAAUGCGAUAUUUACCAAAAUGGGUAGAUAAAAUCCAAGACACAGAAAAACAUUCACAAAGCCCAACAAAAUCGGGAUUUUCAUUCCGAUUGGGUAGCAGUAAACCCCAGACAAGUACAAAACAAUUGAGUAUAUAUGACCUCUGCUUUAAACCCGAUGGCACCCAACUGAUUGUUGCAGGUGGAAACCACGUUUUGGUAUAUGACACCAAUGAUGGUACUUUGGUGCAAUUAUUGAAGGGUCACAAAGAUAAAGUACAUGCUGUAUGUUACGCAAGGAAUGGCGAAAAGUUCGCUAGUGGUAGCGCAGACAAGACAGUUAUCAUUUGGUCAAACAAAUUGGAAGGGCUACUUAAGUACAGUCAUGGCGAUUCGGUGCAAUGUUUGGCAUUUAAUCCACUGUCACAUACGUUGGCGUCCUGUGCCUUAUCAGAUUUUGCAUUUUGGAGUACUGAACAAAAAUCUGUGCAGAAGCACAAAGUAAAUGUUCGAAUAAAUUCAUGUUCCUGGACAAACGAUGGUCAAUACCUAGCUCUGGGAUGUAGUAACGGAACGAUAUCAAUCAGAAACAAGCAGGGUGAAGAAAAACAUAAAAUUGAAAGACCAAACAAUCCUGCUAUUUGGGCAUUAAGCUGGUGUCCCAACAAAGAUGAUCCCACUGAUACCUUAUGUGUAACAGAUUGGAACAAGAAUUUAUCGUUUUACACAUUAGGUGGUAAACUAGUUGGGAAGGAGAGACAUAUUGGAUAUGAAGCUUUGAGAGUCAGAUAUUUUGCUCAAGGAGAAUUCAUUUUAAUUGGAGGUUUAAAUAUGGCGUGUACAAUGUAUACUAAAGAAGGAAUUAAACUAGGAUGUAUUGGUGAAAUGCAGAAUUCCUGGGUGUGGUGUUGUGAAGCUCACCCUAGCGGAAAUUUUGUAGCUAUAGGUUGUGAAGAUGGAACUGUUGCAUAUUACCAAUUAGUUUUUAAUAUGGUACAUGGAUUGUUUAGAGAAAGAUAUGCGUUUAGAGAAAAUAUGACUGAUAUCAUAAUCCAACAUCUCAUUACUGAACAAAAAGUUAGGAUUAAAUGUCGAGAUCUUAUUAAGAAGAUAGCAAUAUACACAGAUCGUUUAGCGGUGCAAUUACCCGAAAGGGUAGUAAUUUAUGAACUGUAUUCAAAGGACUCCAACGACAUGCACUAUAGAGCCAAAGAGAAAAUAACGCAAAGACUGGAAUGUAGCUUGUUGGUAGUAUGUUCAGAACACCUGGUAAUAUGCCAAGAAAAGACUCUUCAGAGUAUGUUCUUCUCAGGAGAAAAGGAAAAGGUUUGGAACUUCGAGAGUCCUAUUCGUUACAUUAAAAACAUCGGUGGCCCACCUGGAAUGGAAGGUUUACUGUUGGGAUUAAAAAAUGGUCAAGUGUGGGAAGUCCAUUUAGAUAAUAUACAUGCAGCGUUGAAGGUUACAGUGAAUGAAGGCAUUAGAUGUUUAGACCUAAGUCAACUUAGCGAGAAACUUGCGGUGGUAGAUGAUUCCGGGUUGUGCCAAAUAUUUAACUUCGAAACAGGUGAACUUCUUUUUCAAGAAGCCAAUGCGAACAGUGUCUCUUUUAACAAUUUGUAUGAAGAUAUGUUGGCGUAUAGUGGGGACAACACUUUAUCUAUUAAGGUCACAGAUUUUCCUGCUCACACACAAACGAUGGGAGGUUUCGUGGUAGGUUUGACAGGAUCAAAAGUAUUCUGUCUCAACGGUUUUAGCAUGAAUACUUUAGAAUUACCUCUGAGUACACCCAUGUACCAGUACAUUGACAAACGAAUGUAUGAAGAGGCGUACAAGGUUGCUUGUUUGGGGGUUACUCAGGGCGAUUGGGAAGAGUUGGCGCACGCUGCUUUAGAACACCUAGACUUUAAAAUCGCUAGGUUGGCAUUUGUUAGAUUACAGGAUUUUACCUAUUUGGAAUUAAUAGAUGAUCUUCAAGAUUUACAGCAAAAAGGUAACUAUCCUAAAGAAGUCAUGAUAGGCGACAUCUUGGCACAUAAAGGUAAACUCAAGGAAGCGGCAAAGAUGUACCAACGCGCAGGACACGAGUAUAAAGCAUUAACUAUGUACACAGACUUACGUAUGUUUGACGAAGCUCAAGAAUAUUUGGGAUCGAAUGACAAUACCGAUCUAAUAAAGAGAAAAGCAGAUUGGGCGAGGAAUAUUAACGAACAUAAGGCAGCUGCUGACAUGUAUCUAUCAAUUGGAGAUAAUCUCUCUGCUGUAGAAAUCUUUGCUGCCAACGGGUGGGGCGAUCAACUAAUAGAUUUGGCGAGAAAAUUGGAAAAAUCAGACAGAUCGACACUCCUAACAAUAGCCAAACACCUUAAACGCCUUAAUCACUCUUCAGCAGCUGCCGAAAUUUAUCGAAGACUUGGUGAUUCAGAAGCCGUAUUACGAUUACACGUCGAAGCCAAAGAAUGGAAGCAAGCAUUCGCCCUUGUUCGCGAUCAACCACAGUACAACGCUCUAGUUUAUGUACCGUACGCUCAUUGGUUGGCUGAAAGUGAUAAGUUUGUUGAAGCUCAAAAAGCUUUUCAUAAGGCUGGAAAAUCACAAGAGGCUUUUAAAGUAUUUAUACAGUUGACGGAUAAUGCCGUUAGUGAGUGCAGGUUUCAAGAUGCAAGCUACUACUAUUGGAUUAUAUCAAGACAAUACCUCGACAUGUCCAGAGAACAUGAAGAAAAAAGAGAACAAUAUUUAAAUUAUUUUAGAAGUAACGAAAAGCUGGCAGAAAUAUAUUAUGCAUAUAAUACGAUCCACAAAUACCUCGAAGAACCAUUUACCUCAUAUAUGCCAGAAGCUCUCUUUAAUAUAUCAAGAUUUCUGAUGACUGAAGCAACGGGACAAAAACAUAGGAUUAAAGGAGUUUCAACAUUCGCUGUUUUCUACACGCUAGCCAAACAGGCCAAGAAACUAGGUGCUAACAAAUUAGCAAAACAACUUUUCGACAAGAUUACUAAUCUAAGAGUGCCACUUAAAUUUCAAGAGCAGGUGGAAAUCGCAACGAUUGCUGUCAGAGCCAAACCAUACAGUGAUCCAGAAGAACUAUUGCCGAUGUGUUACCGUUGUUCGACAUACAACCCAUUGUCGACUAUAACAAAUAAUUGUGUCAAAUGCGGUGAAAAGUUUGUGUACUCCUUCGUUAGCUUUGAAUUACUGCCGCUGGUUGAGUUUAAAUUAGAGGAUGGAAUAAGUGAUGAGGAAGCCGUGAGGCUUAUAGAGACACCAAUUAUCGAAAAGAAAGAAGAAAAUUGGAGGGAAAACAUAUCCGAAACUCAGCAAACUUUACAAUUGGAUACCUCAUCCGAAGAAGAAUUAGACCCUUUUACAACCAAAGUUAUCAAAACCAGUGAAUUCCAACCGAUAACAGUCGGUAGAAAAACUCUUUUGUCUUUAGACACUUCCAGUGUUUUAAUAUGUAGAUGGCCCAUGCCUCUACGCCAUCAAUAUUUUCGAAACCUUCUCCCAGAAUUACACAUUAGCAUGUGUGAUUUUUGUUUCAAAUGUUUCCAUGUUGAUGAUUUUGAGUUGCAGACGUUACAAAAUGGAUAUUGUCCCUUCUGUAGGAGCUCUGCUACUAACCUAGUGGUGGAAUCCAGUGAUGAUGUUUGAUAUUAAAUUUAGGUGUUUAAAAGUACUGUUUCUAAGCUUUAAUACAUAUAAGAUUUAUUUUUA